Messenger RNA from Eutrema salsugineum, 1615 nucleotides. RefSeq names its product PAP-specific phosphatase HAL2-like. NCBI's taxonomy places the organism in Eukaryota, Viridiplantae, Streptophyta, Magnoliopsida, Brassicales, Brassicaceae. The record is from RefSeq and is a predicted model, not a curated record. Gene Ontology annotation, molecular function: 3'(2'),5'-bisphosphate nucleotidase activity. The transcript has 4 exons. Gene Ontology annotation, biological process: sulfate assimilation; phosphatidylinositol phosphate biosynthetic process. Bases 136 to 1266 code for a protein of 376 amino acids.
UGUGAAAAAAGGUCGAAAAGCAAAGGAGAGGAGAAGAAGAGGCAGUGGAGAGAAGAAGAAUGUGAAAAAAGUGAACCUUUUUAUUAUAUCUCCUCCUCUGUUCUUUAGUUUAUCCGUCGAGAGAUUUCGCCGGCGAUGGCGGUGGAAUCAUUAGCGACGGAGAUGGACACGGCGGUGCGUGUGGUGCACCUCGCUUCUUCUCUCUGUGUUAAAGUUCAGGAGAAGCUUCGUCUUCCUUCCUCCACUAACGGCGGUCACGUUAAGUCCAAGGAUGAUGAUUCCCCUGUCACCGUCGCAGAUUGGGGUGUUCAAGCGAUUGUGAGCUGGGUUUUAGCUGAAGUUUUUGGUGGUGAAAACCUCUCGAUCGUCGCUGAAGAGGACACUGAGUCCCUCUCCAAGGCUGAGUCAUUGGGUCUAUUGGGAGCUGUCUCUAACGCUGUCAAUGAAGCUUUAUCUGAAGCUCCUAGAUACAAUCUUCCAAAGCCAGAUAAACCCUUGGGAUCCACUGAAAUCCUCAAGGCUAUAGGUCGAUGCAGCUCUGUUGGAGGUCCUAAAGGAAGGCACUGGGUUCUUGAUCCCGUCGAUGGAACCUUAGGAUUCGUUCGUGGAGAUCAGUACGCUGUUGCUUUGGCCUUGAUAGAGAACGGUAAAGUGCUUUUGGGAGUUCUUGGAUGUCCUAACUAUCCUGUCAAGAAAGAAUGUUUAAGUAACGGCUGCAACCAAACCGUGACGACUAAAUCUGCAGCUGGUUCGGUGUUGAAAGGAUGUGUCAUGUAUGCAAAGAGAGGAAGUGGUCAAGCGUGGAUGCAACCGUUAAUCGCUGGAGGGAUCCCUGAAUCUGCAACACUACUCAAGGUUUCAUCAGUGGAUGAUCCGGCUUUAGCUACGGUUUGUGAGCCAGUAGAGAGAGCAAACUCGAACCACUUGUUCACCGCAGGACUUGCUAAUAGCAUGGGAGUUAGGAAACAGCCAAUGCGAGUGUAUAGCAUGGUGAAAUAUGCAGCGAUUGCUCGUGGAGACGCUGAAGUGUUUAUGAAGUUUGCACAGUCGAGUUACAAGGAGAAGAUAUGGGAUCACGCAGCUGGUGUGGUGAUUGUGGAAGAAGCUGGUGGUGUGGUGACUGAUGCGGGAGGGAGGAACUUAGACUUCUCGAAAGGAGUUUACUUGGAAGGUCUUGACAGAGGAAUCAUUGCGUGUUCUGGUCAAGUUUUGCAUGAGAAGAUUAUAGGUGCUGUUUAUGCUAGUUGGGAGUCUUCAAGUCUCUGAAUAAAAGCUUUAAGCCACACAUUCCUCAUUUUGGUCCAUCGAGCCAACGUUUUUAAAAGCAAAGGUCAGGGGAAUAAGGACCACUCGGUAAACGACGACGAUAUACAAUGGGGAUGAAUGUGAAUCUCGGAGAAGUAAAUAGUAAAGGAAGCAGUGGUAAAAAAAGUAAGAAUCUCUAUCCAUCUAUUUUGUAGUAAUAAAGCUGAUGCAUUCACGUACCUCUUUUAUGCCCUUAAUAAUGGAUGACAUAAAAAUUUAAGUUUAGCUUUGUCCUGUAAUAUUUUUACCCUUCAAAACGCUGAUAAUUGAUGCAUAUCUGUUUUUAAUAGAAAAAUGAUUUAAAAAAAAA